UCCGCGCCCAGCCGGCGGGAGUCGAGGGACGCUGUCCGUCUGUACGCGCUGCACGGCCCCGACAUGUUCCAGCUCCUGCGGGGCUUCCUUCUGCCGGCGGCCGCCUGCGACGGGAACAGGGAUGGCGAGUCCCGGUACGCCAACCUCUUCCGAAAACUGGACCUCAACGAAGACGGGAGGGUGGACAUUGCCGAGCUCCAGACGGGCCUCCGGGCCAUGGGCAUCCCUCUGGGGAAGGAGGCGGAGGAGAAAAUUUUUAAAGCUGGGGAUACUAACCAGGAUGGACAGCUGGAUUUUGAAGAAUUUAUGCAGUAUCUUAAAGAACAUGAGAAAAAGAUGAAACUGGCAUUUAAGAGCCUGGACAAAAACAAUGAUGGAAAAAUUGAAGCCUCAGAAGUUGUCCAGUCCCUCAAGAUAUUGGGUAUAAACAUUUCAGAAAAACAGGCAGAAAAGAUCCUGCAAAGUAUUGAUGCUGAUGGGACAAUGACAGUAGACUGGAAUGAGUGGAGAGAUCAUUUUAUGUUUAAUCCAGCUACAGACAUUGAAGAAAUAAUUAGAUAUUGGAAACAUUCCACUGUAUUGGAUAUAGGAGAUAGUUUGACUGUUCCAGAUGAGUUCACGGAGGAAGAGAAAAAGACUGGGCAGUGGUGGAAGCAGCUGUUGGCAGGAGGAGUGGCUGGUGCUGUCUCUCGAACAGGUACAGCACCCUUAGAUCGCCUUAAAGUCAUGAUGCAGGUUCAUGGUUCCAAGUCAAACAAAAUGAAUAUAGCCAGCGGUUUUAAGCAAAUGUUGAAAGAAGGUGGUGUCCGAUCCCUUUGGAGAGGCAAUGGUGUAAAUGUUGUAAAAAUAGCUCCUGAAACAGCUAUUAAGUUCUGGGCUUAUGAACAGUAUAAGAAGAUACUCACUAGGGAUGAUGGAAAGUUAGGCACUGUUGAAAGAUUUGUAUCUGGUUCUUUGGCUGGAGCAACAGCACAAACUUCUAUUUACCCCAUGGAGGUUUUAAAGACCAGGUUGGCUGUGGGUAAAACAGGGCAAUAUUCUGGGAUGUUUGACUGUGCUAAGAAGAUUUUAAAAAGAGAAGGUCCAAAGGCCUUCUACAAAGGCUAUAUUCCUAAUAUUCUGGGUAUAAUUCCUUAUGCUGGCAUUGACCUUGCUGUUUAUGAGCUCUUAAAGAGUACGUGGCUAGAACACUACGCAUCGAGCUCUGCAAACCCAGGUGUUUUUGUACUGCUGGGGUGUGGCACCAUUUCCAGCACGUGUGGGCAGUUAGCCAGCUACCCCCUUGCUCUUGUCAGAACACGCAUGCAGGCUCAAGCCUCAGUGGAAGGAGCUCCACAGCUAAGCAUGGUUGGUCUCUUUCAAAGAAUUGUUGCUACAGAGGGACUCCGAGGACUUUAUAGGGGUAUAGCCCCUAAUUUUAUGAAAGUGCUUCCAGCUGUCAGCAUCAGCUAUGUUGUAUAUGAAAAAAUGAAGCAGAAUUUGGGAAUAGCUUGAAAUGAAGGAAAAAGACUUGUUCCAUUUUGUUUAUAGUGUGCAAGUGCCAUUCUGAGUAUUGAAAUCAUCGUGACCUUUUCAAAUGUUGGAAAGAUGAGCUGUUUCAGAUUUGAUUUUUCAUUAUGUGCCUUGAUGAUGACUAUGUUCAAUUGUGUAUUCUUUGUCUCUUAAAUGUAUGUUUACCUUUCUAGCUCCAAAAAACUACCAGUUUCUAAUAAAUCUUUGUUUCCUUA
Molecule: messenger RNA, 1727 nt
Organism: Vidua chalybeata
Lineage: Eukaryota; Metazoa; Chordata; Aves; Passeriformes; Viduidae
Gene: SLC25A24
Product: solute carrier family 25 member 24
Exons: 11
Coding region: 64-1494 (476 amino acids)
Biological process (GO): transmembrane transport
Cellular component (GO): mitochondrial inner membrane
Molecular function (GO): ATP transmembrane transporter activity; calcium ion binding
Source: RefSeq, a predicted model, not a curated record